AUGUAAAUGGAGGAAGAAAUGGUCGUGAAGAAGGAAUCUUAAGUAGAGGAUAUAGUAAGGAAAAAGGUGAGAACUUAAGAUGAUAAUCUUGGCGAUUAUAUUCCAUUAUAAUAACAACAAGAGGCCUAGAUAUCAUAAUCGACUCAUCUGAGGAAAAGAGUUAUAAAACCACUGACAGAAAGAGAACGAAAAGCGUUGCCUAUAUAUAAUGUGAGUAACAAAAUUCUGGAAGAAAUGCAGAAUAAUUAAGUCAUUGUGAUUACAGGAGGGACAGGUUGUGGUAAAUCAACCUAAGUGCCACAGAUGAUUUUGAGGCAUCAUACAAACACAGAAUUCGAAACACCAAAAACAGUGAAUAUUCUAUGUACUCAACCAAGAAGAUUGGCUGCUAAAUCAUUGGCCAAAAGAGUGGCAUAGGAGUUAGAUUGUUAAUUAGGCACUCUUGUUGGCUAUUAGGUUGGGAUGGAUUCACAAAUAAGUUCUAGACAAACCUAAAUCUAAUUUGUAACCACAGGAAUAUUUCUAUAAAAAUUAGUGCAUGACAGAGAACAAGUCUUGAAAGAUUAUACUCACAUUAUAAUGGAUGAAGUCCAUGAAAGAGACAUUGACAUAGACUUUUGUCUAAUCAUAAUCAAAAAUCUAUUGAAGCAUUUUCCAGAAACUAAAUUGAUUUUGAUGUCUGCAACUAUCUGCAGUGAUAAAUUUGCUAACUAUUUUUCCAAAAAAUCACUUAAUUUGGUUGAUGAUCUAACAUAUAUACAAAGAGUAGAUAGAAAGUACAAGUUUACAGAUAUGACAUAAGAAAAUGAUGUAGAAAUAUCCAUCAAAUUUGAAGGGGAAGAAGAUCAUGACAUUUCCACGCAAUGGGGUCAACCAUGGAAAGAAAUCGAGAGAUAAGUUCAAUUAACCUAAGAAUAGAGAGAAUUAGAGUAGAAGUAGAAUGAAUUAAGAGAAUUAGGAUAGCAUUUCUUGGAUGGAGAUGAAGACCAAGCUGCACCUAUUAUUAAAGUCCCUAUGUCUUAGAAAUACCCUAUUGAAACUUAUUAUAUGGAAGAAAUACAUUCAUAUUUCAAUGAUGCUGACACUGCGAAAUUAGAACUCCAUCAACCUUUAAGAUUUCAAACCUCAUUAUACUUUUAAGAUACUCCUAAGGUUCAAUAGGAUAGUGUCUAAGCCAUGUUAUAAAUACUAGAAUUCUUAGACUCCAAUAAAAUUAAAGAUACUAUAGGCAUGUAAGGAGCUGGGGCUAUCUUGAUUUUCCUUCCUGGAUAUUAAGAAAUCAUGGAUAUUAGAGAAGAGAUCUAUCAAAAAUUUGGGGAAGAGAGAUUCAUCAUUAUCAUACUACAUAGCACUGUCACUAUCCCUAAAGAGUUUGAUGAGACUCACAAGAGAAAAAGAAGAUUAAUAUUAAGCACAAAUGUGGCUGAAAGUAGUAUUACUGUUCCGGAUUGUAGAUUUGUUAUUGAUUUCUGUUUAACCAAAGAAAUUAUAUACAAUCCUAAGAAUCUAACAGAAAAGUUAGCAUUGUAAUACUGUUCUAAAGCAUCUGCUGAUCAAAGAAAGGGAAGGACUGGACGUUUAUUCCCUGGAACUUGUUUUCGUUUGAUACCUUAAACCAUAUUUAAAAAUAAAAUGACACAAUAUUCUGUUUGUGAGAUGUUGAGAUGUCCCUUAGAAAUUAUUAUAUUGAGACUGAAGAAAUUAUAUCAACUAUCCAUGGAAAAUGAAAAUAAAACUGAGAAAUUAGAACUUAAUACAAUUGUUGAUUUAAAGUAGGUUUUCAAUGAUCCCAGUCGCACUCUUAAAACUGCUAUUGACCCUCCAAGCACUAAAUAAAUUGAGAAUGCCAUCUCCAAUCUCUAAAUGUUAGGGGCUCUCUCUUAUCCAAACUCUCAAGAUUCAACCAUCCAUAUAACUAGGUUGGGAUAAAUGAUGGGUGAUAUGCCCAUUGAUAUCUUCUUAACAAGAUUCAUUAUGUAUUGUAACAUAAUUGGAUGUGCAUAUGAAGGAGUCACCAUAGCAGCCAUAUUGAGUUAAAGGAAGAAUUACUUUUUACAUCAUUUUAUGAGAUCUUAAAAGUUGUUCUUCAAUUCCUUAUAUCUCUAUGACAAAGGCAAUGAGGAUGAUCUACUUAUACAAUUAAGAGUUUAUUAGGAAUGGGAAAUUAAGUUUUUUAAUAUUCUUAAAUCAACAAUCACUCAACAUGAUUUAAAGAGGGAAUUAAAGAGAUUUACAAAUAAAAAUAUAGGACCUUUAGAAAAAUUAUAUUGUGAUUAGAGAUCUAUUGAUCCAAAGAACAUGAGAGAAAUAUUAAAUGUGAAAUAUGAAUUAUUCAUGAGAUUAGAUCAGUAAUUUAAGAAUGAGCCUCUCGAUUUGAAUAAUCCAGAAAACUAACUUAAAGUUAAGAGUGCCUUUUGUGCUGCUUUUAAAUAAAAUACAUUAAGAUUAUCAAAAGAUGAGAGAUUUGAUAAAAAAAUAAAGUAUUUGAAAGAUUAAGGAUUUGAUUACACCCGUACAAUAAUGUUAGAGAGUGAUAAUAUUAAAUUUGAUGGAGUAAAUAUUUAGAAUAAAGAGAUGAUAAAGGAGAAGAUUGCUAUGAUAAUGGAAUAAUUUUGUGAUUUCCAUUAAUUAGAUAGAAAUUAAAAAAGGUUAGAUGACCAAUUGAAAGACAUAUUGGCAUAUCAUGAUGAAUAGGCUUAGGGUAGAUAGGGAUUACCCAGAUUUCAUUUCAGAUCGGAUUUGUAAUUGCUAACAGAAAUAAAGGCAAAAUCAAAAUUUACUAAGAGUUGGGUUUAAAGUGUUGUUCUAUUAAAUAAUACAAUAAUAAUAGAAUUCAAAGAGGUGGACUUGACUAAACUGAAAUAUGUAUUAAAAAGACUUAUGCAUGAAUGUGAAUUAAUGAAAAGAUAAUAAAGUAGAAAAUAGCCUUAAAAGAUCCCUUGGGAAACUUUCACAACAAGCAAUUAAGUUGAUAUCAUUAAUUUCAUAGAAACAACUUAAUCUUUGAUAUUCUACGGAUGUUAUUGUAGAUUGAUUCAUUUGCAUAAAGAAAUUAAUUGUGAUCCUGACAGCAUAAAUUUUAUCUCAUUGGACUAAAAUAAAGUCUUAGUAGCUUAUGAAGUUCAAGAGAAGGAUUCAAAUAAAAGAAAUUCCACAAGACAAGUGAUUUCGAUAGAUUAAAAUAAGUAUUUGUUAUGGUCAUAAAUAUUGGCUAUGCUAUUUGGAGUACAGGUGAAACUCUUUCAUAAUAACACUAAGACACACUUUAUAAAGGCAAAGGUUGAUGACAGAGACUACUAAUUUGAUUAUUUUAUUACAGAGGAUGAUUUGUAAACCAUUAAUUCAAUAAGACAAUAAAUAAAAUUAUAGAUUUUAGAAUAGAGUUAUACAGAUAGCGGAAUUUGGUAAAAGAUAAGAUAGUUGGAUAAGGUGAGAUAGAAAAUAUUAUAUACUUCAGAAGAAAGAUGGAAAUAAUUAUUUGAUAUUGAAUUGAAAGAUGAAAUCCUAUCAUUUUAAGAAUCAAGUGAAAAUAAGUAGAAAAGAAAGAGAAUCUAACACUUUGAAUUGGAAGAACAGAAGGCUGAUAGUUUAGAUUAUAUGAAUCCCAUCUAAAUCAUAAGAACAGAUUAUGAUUCUGAAGUACCUAAGCAAUUUGAUAAUGAGGGAAUUAAAAUAUAUGUUCAAAUUCAAUAAUUAUACCAGACUUGGAAAUAAAACAUAGUCAAUACAAUAAAGAAGUAGAAUUUCUUUUUAAGAAUGGGUAACACCACUCAGAUUUGUUGUUUGGAAUGCAAUGAUUAUAUGACUGUUGGUAGAACAAAUGGACUAUCAUAUAUAUCAGAAGAUCCAGAUAUUAGACGAUAAUUAGAUAAUGAUUCCUUGGACUGGGCUAAGAGGAUGGUCAUGAUUUUGGAUGUAAGUUCUUUUGGUGAUUAUUUCAAUAUCUCAAUGAAGGUGGAUUAAAUUAAGGAGUUUCUGUCAGAUCAAAGAAUUUAGAGCAUCUUUGAAAAACUCAAACUAAUUUUUGAACCAAUCAAUUAUGUGUUCAUAACCUGUAAUUCUGGUAAACACAUUGUUGGCUUCUAUCCUAAGAUUAAGCAAUUUAAAGAAAUAGUGCAAAUAGGAGAUAUUUAGAAAUUUUACAUAAUCGAUUAAAAAUUGAAAUUAGUUUAUACAAGUAUGGAAGAGGAGAAAUUUAUAUUUCGAAAGUUAACUAUUGAUGAGAUUAAAAAGAAAGAAAAUUUGGCUGUUUAAUAGCGAAAAUUGUAGAAUUUGAAGUUUACAUGCAAAUGUUGCUAUGUAGAAUAAAGAUAUGAUGAAAAGGGAUAUUUUGAAGGUAAUGAAUAAGCUUACAAUCAACAUAUUAAAUAAGAAAGCCAUAAGAAAGCAUUUGAGGAGUUAUAGUUUACGAUUUUAUGAUGAAUUAUUUCAUACAUUUUAGUUUCUAAAUACA
Molecule: messenger RNA, 4453 nt
Organism: Paramecium tetraurelia
Lineage: Eukaryota; Ciliophora; Oligohymenophorea; Peniculida; Parameciidae
Exons: 2
Biological process (GO): nuclear-transcribed mRNA catabolic process, nonsense-mediated decay
Cellular component (GO): intracellular anatomical structure
Molecular function (GO): ATP binding; RNA binding
Source: RefSeq, a predicted model, not a curated record